Messenger RNA from Aureobasidium musti, 990 nucleotides. NCBI's taxonomy places the organism in Eukaryota, Fungi, Ascomycota, Dothideomycetes, Dothideales, Saccotheciaceae. The record is from the annotation of a GenBank genome assembly.
AUGAUGUUGAGACAGAUCAAACCCAAGAAUGCCCGCAGCAAGCGCGCCCUCGACAAGAAAGCGCCCCAAUUGCACGAAAACCCCAAAAUGACCUUGUUCCUCCGCUACACUUCCUGUUCAGAAAUCGUACAACUCUGCAUGGGCGACCUGCACUCUCUAAAACGCCCUCUCGCCCAANNAAAGUUCACAAAGAAAAACGACAUCCACCCUUUCGAAGAUCCUUCAUCGCUGGAAUUUUUCGCUGAGAAGAAUGAUUGCUCGCUCAUGGUGUUUGGCUCGCACAGCAAGAAGCGUCCCCACACUGUUACCUUUGUGAGGUUUUUCGACUACAAGGUCUUGGAGAUGUUGGAGUUGCACGUGGAUCCCGAGACUUUCAGGACGAUUUCUCAAUUCAAGAGUGCCAAAGCCAGAGUGGGACUUAAGCCUUUGGUAUCUUUUUCUGGUACUGCAUUUGACUCGCCGGUAUCCAACACAUAUACCAUGGCCAAGAGUCUUUUGCUCGACUUNUUCAAAGGCGAAGAUACGAAUAAUGUGGAUGUGGAGGGUUUGCAAUACAUGGUGCACAUCUCGGUCGCCGAAGAGGAGGACGCGCAACCCGCACCCAAGAUCUGUCUCCGCACGUACAUGAUUUCGACAAAGAAGAGUGGACAAUCUUUGCCGCGUGUCGAAGUCGAGGAAAUGGGUCCUAGAGUGGAUUUCCGCGUUGGCAGAGUCAAGGAGGCUGAUGUGGAUAUGAUGAAGGCUGCCAUGAAGAAGCCCAAGGGUCUCGAGGCAAAGUCAAAGAAGAACAUCGAGACGGACAUUAUCGGCGACAAGGUCGGCCGCAUCCAUCUCGGCAAGCAAGACCUCAACGACAUGCAAACGAGAAAGAUGAAGGGUCUCAAGAGAAGCAGAGACGACGACACCGAGGGCGGCCCUGUUGUCUCCGACGACGAAGGCGAGGACAUCGAUACCGAUGGCGGUGUCGAGAUCAAGAAGAUCCGCGUCUAA